UUAUUAUCGACGUUUGUUGUUGUUACUUGCGGCGUUCACCGGGAACGAAAAUUAUUGGAUUUCUCUAUCGUUGUAUUUCUACUCUUUAAUUUUUAACAAUCGGAAAUCUCUUCAAAAUGAUGGCCUUGGGUCCAAAAAAGGACGGUAGUCCGAACGUUAAAUUUUUUGAAUCGGCCGAAACUUUAAACUUGUUAGAAGGCGUUAAGACGUGGCUAAUGAAAAACCAUAAAAAGUAUUUACAGACGGACCCUCCAACCAACAAAUCGCUUGCUGCUUUGAUACUACAGUUAAUUCAAUUCCAAGAAGAUAAUCUUGGAAAAAAUGUUAGCAAGCCCCCACUAACUCGCCUACCGAUGCGUUGUUUUUUGGAUUUCAAACCAGGCGGUGCACUUUGCCAUUUGCUAGCUACUGUAUACAAAUUUAAAGUGGAUCAGGGUUGGCGAAGAUUCGAUUUCCAGGUCAGUAAGAGCCCUUCUAGAAUGGAUAGGAGCAUCGAAAUGUUCAUGAAUGUAGAAAAGGCUUUAAUAAGUGCCAAAUGUCUUACAUUGCCAAUUAUUUACAUUCAAUCAGAAGUAGAGAAAAAAGAGAAAUUAAAGGAAAUCAUUAAACGACAUCAAGGAACUCUGACUGAAAAUGAACAAGAAGCUACACACAUACUCCACCCAAAUGUCGAUCCAAUUGACGAAGAAUAUGCACGUCCAGUUUAUAAAAACAAAGAGCGUUGGUCACUGCUUCACUGGUAUUAUUUUCCUGAUUCUUACGAUUCUUGGGUAAACGUAGACCUUCCAGUUGACCCUCCUGAAACAUUAUAUAGCAACCAACACACCACACCGUGGAGAGUUACUGCAUCUUGGGUUUUAGAUUUAGAUGUACACAAUGAAUGGAUGAACGAAGAAGAUUACGAAGUUGAUGAAACCGGAAAGAAAACGGCACAUAAAUUGCGCCUUUCUGUUGAAGAUUUAAUGAGUAAUGAUAUAUCGAGUGGUAAGAAGAAACCAAAAAGAAAACGUACACCAUCACCACCUUCUAAACCUAAUAAGCGUAAAAGUGGAAGAGGAAACUCUGUUAUGACUUUAAAAAAAAAUAAAGUAGAUGAUGAUAGUGAUGAUCUUACUAGAGACCUUGAAGAUCCAAUACCAGAGCCUAACAUAACUGAAAUCAGUGUAAAUUUAAAUCAAUCAAAAACUGGAUCUUCUUCAUCCAAGAAAGAUAGCGAUUCUCAACCAAUCAGAAGUGGUACUUUAAUGGAUUUAGAUGAAGAUUUAGAUAAAGGUGAAGACAGUAAAACAUAUGAUGGAAACGCUCAAGAUGGAACUAAUUGUCCGGUUUCUGGAGUAUCUAGUACUGGAGGAGCUUUAUCUACUAUCAAAGAAGAAGGACCUGAAGAUAAUGCUACUGAACAAAUGCAUCACAUUGUAAUACCAAGUUACGCUGCAUGGUUUGAUUAUAACUCAAUUCAUACAGUUGAGAAGCGAGCUUUACCAGAAUUUUUUAAUAAUAAGAAUAAAUCCAAAACUCCAGAAAUAUAUUUGGCGUACAGAAACUUUAUGAUCGAUACUUAUCGGCUUAAUCCCACUGAAUAUAUGACUAGUACGGCAGCUAGACGUAAUUUAGCUGGAGAUGUUUGUGCAAUUAUGAGAGUUCAUGCUUUUCUCGAACAAUGGGGGCUUAUCAAUUACCAAGUCGAUGCAGAUAGUAGACCAACUGCAAUGGGUCCACCACCAACUUCUCAUUUUCAUAUUCUAUCUGAUACUCCUUCUGGUUUACAACCGGUAAAUCCUCCCAGAACUCCACAACCAUCGGCUGCGAAAACAUUAUUGGAUUUGGAGAAAAAGCCAUUAAUUGUUGAAAAAGACAAUACUCAUCCUUCAGAUUCUUUAUCCAACUUUGGGCUUAAAUUAGACCAGUAUGCAAAAAAACCUGGUUUAUUAAGAAACAAAACUGCUGCUGGUAUGACACGUGAUUGGACAGAACAAGAAACGCUGUUGCUGCUUGAAGGGUUAGAAAUGUAUAAAGACGAUUGGAAUAAAGUUUGUGAACAUGUUGGUACAAGGACUCAAGAUGAAUGUAUAUUGCAUUUCCUUCGACUACCAAUAGAAGAUCCCUAUUUAGAAGACUUUGAAACUGGUGGUGCUAUAGGACCAUUAUCCUAUCAACCAAUACCAUUUAGUAAAUCUGGAAAUCCUAUUAUGUCCACUGUUGCAUUUUUAGCAUCUGUAGUAGACCCUAGAGUUGCUGCCGCGGCAGCUAAAGCUGCAAUGGAAGAAUUUGCAGCUAUUCGAGAUGAAGUACCUUCAGCACUAAUGGAUGCUCAUGUUAAAAAUAUUGAAGCAGCUACCACAGAUGGAAAGUAUGAUCCAGCUGUAGGUCUUCUACAGAGUGGUAUUGCUGGUACAUAUCCAGAAAAAGAAGAGGAGAGCGAAAAAGAGAAAAAGGAACCAGAAGAUAUUAAGGACCCUUCACUGAACGUAGAUAAUGACAAAGCAACAAUAGGAACUAAAACGGAAAAAGAGGAAUCGGAUAAAGAGAAAGAUAAAGAUUCUAUGGAAGUAGAUAAAAAACCGUGUGAUGAAAAUUCAGCCACCAACCAAAUUAUUAAUCACACUACAGAAGAAGGAACUGAGAGAACCGUCAAAGAUUCUGAAGUCCAAGCUGCCGCUGCUGCUGCUUUGGCUGCUGCAGCUGUCAAAGCCAAGCAUUUAGCUGCAGUUGAAGAACGCAAAAUUAAAUCCUUAGUAGCUUUAUUAGUAGAAACUCAAAUGAAGAAGCUAGAAAUUAAAUUAAGACAUUUCGAAGAAUUAGAAACUACUAUGGAGAGAGAACGGGAAGGCUUAGAAUAUCAAAGACAACAAUUGAUACAGGAACGACAACAGUUCCAUUUAGAACAAUUAAAAGCUGCUGAAUUUAGGGCUCGGCAACAGGCUCAUCAUAGAUUACAAACAGGGGGAGCUGCUGGGGUUAUACCUCCUCCUCCUCCUCCUGUAGUUUCAGCUCCAGAGAAUGUUGCUCCAGCAUCACCUGCGCCACCGCCUGUCGCUACAUAAGAUAUGUAUUUUCAGAAUUACAAAACCUUAUAAUGUUGGGGUAAUUUGUUUAAAUUCUGAAUUGCCAAUUUAAUUCUGUCUUUGUAAGUAUUUCUAAAAUCUACAUUGUGUGAAUAUAUGACAUUUUUUUUUUAUAGGGUUUAUAGUAAUUUUAGUGGAUUUUAAAUUUCAAAUGCACUAUGUAUAAAACUCAUAUUAGUAAGAAGCAAUUUACAAAUUAAAUUAUUUUGUGUUAUGA
Molecule: messenger RNA, 3282 nt
Organism: Adelges cooleyi (spruce gall adelgid)
Lineage: Eukaryota; Metazoa; Arthropoda; Insecta; Hemiptera; Adelgidae
Gene: mor
Product: SWI/SNF complex subunit SMARCC2
Exons: 17
Coding region: 117-3044 (975 amino acids)
Biological process (GO): positive regulation of DNA-templated transcription
Cellular component (GO): SWI/SNF complex
Molecular function (GO): DNA binding; histone binding
Source: RefSeq, a predicted model, not a curated record